Acanthoscelides obtectus is the source of this 7854-nucleotide messenger RNA. The record is from the annotation of a GenBank genome assembly. Lineage: Eukaryota; Metazoa; Arthropoda; Insecta; Coleoptera; Chrysomelidae.
UGUCAAUGUAUUACGUGUUCUAUGGUGCCAAUUACGACGUGACGAAACUCGAAUCGAAAAGCGAAUAUGGCUGAAGACAGACAUCACUUGUGAUGGUUAAUAGAUUGAUGGCUAAAAAGUGAUACCUAUAACUUCAGUGUCGAUGAAUUAUGAUAAUAUAACCUAUUUAAAGUGUUUUUUACGAGUUGGAUCAGAAAAACGUGCGUUUUAAAGUUUACAGAACUAAUCUUGGGAUUAUAUAUUUCGUUCGUGGUGUGAAGUACAAAAUGGCGACUGACCGAAUUCAUUUACAGGACUUGAUUAGAAAUUUUCAUUUUUUUGCAGAUGUUUUGGAUUAUUUUUAUAAUUUAACGUUAUGGUAACAUUGUUAAAUGUUAGUAAAUUGUUUCUAAAAUAUUUUAAAACCGAAAAGUCGCGCAAUUCUCCGCAGAUACAAAUUAUCUUGUAGGACAAUUCCAGAGAUGGGAGACGUAUCACACUCCGACAAUUCUGGUUCAGGCUCUGACAAUGAAAGCAAGAGUGACUCAUCAUCUAACUCAGAAAGUGGAUCAAAUUCUUCAUCAGGGUCUGGCUCAGAAAGUGGGGGAGAAAAUUUGGAAAAUGGUUCUGCAAAUGAAGACGAUUCAAAGCCAGCUGAUAGUCAAAAUCAAGAUAUAAAUCAAUCAAGUCCUGUUAGUACAGAUAUCUCACCUGAAAAAUCUCAUCUAGAAACUUCUAUAGAGGAUCAAAAUAAUUCUGAUAGUAAUGGCGAUGGAGAAGUUAGAAGAUCUGUUCGAUCACGAAAAGCUGUGAAACGCCUUGAAAGCAAAGAUAGUGAUAAAAGUAGUAGCAAAAGUGAAGACUGGAAAUACAAUGAUGUUAGCUCUUCAGGUUCUGAAGAGGAGAUCGUCCGAGAAAAAGCCCCUCCAAGUAAAAGGGUGGGAGCUAGAGCUAGACCAGCUGUUACGAGGAAAAGGGCUGUUAAGAAAACUAGGAAUAAAUAUACGUCCGAUGAUAGUAGUGAAGAUGAAUCUGCCGAUGAAAGUAGAAGGUCGAAUUUUAGAAGAAAAGCAGCUGCGGUUAGUUAUAAAGAAGACAGUGAGGAAAAAACUGACUCUGAAGAUUUAUUAGAGGUAGAUAAUACUGAACCGGUUGAGCCUGUACCUGAAGAAAAGUGUGAGACUAUCGAAAAAAUUCUUGCACAUAGAAGAGGAAAGAAAGGAGUAACUGGAAAUAUUACUACCAUCUAUUAUGUAGAGGAAAAUGGUGACCCAAAUCAAGGAGCUGACGUAAACGAUUUAGAAAAUACUGAAGAUCAGUAUUUCAUAAAAUGGAAAGAUUGGGCACAUAUACAUAACACUUGGGAGUCGGAAGCAAGUCUUCGUGAACAAAAAGUCAGAGGAUUGAAGAAAUUAGAAAAUUAUAUCAAAAAAGAGACGGAAAUUCAACAACUGUUGAAAUAUUCCACCCCUGAAGAUGUUGAAUAUUACGAAUGUCAGUUGGAAUUGUCUCAGGACCUUCUCAAAAGCUACAAUCAAGUAGAAAGGAUAAUAGGUUGAUGUCAUAAAAAUUAGUGCAACUAAAAUAUUUGAUACUUUAAACCAAAUUUCCUGAAGAAAUAUAACACACUGCUACACGUUUGAAGAACAUUUUCUUAGCCAAAUACAAUAAACCCGAUGGUGGAGUAGACUAUUUCAUCAAAUGGGAAAGCUUGCCAUACUCUGAAUCAACGUGGGAAGACUCUGCAUUAAUACUUAAAAAAUGGCCGGACAAAAUUGAGGAGUAUGAAAAUAGAGAACAAUCAACAAGGACACCGACAAAGCAUUGUAAAGUACUUAAAUAUCGUCCAAAAUUUCACGAGGUUAAAGUCCAACCUGAGUAUAUGAUGGGUAAAGACAAAACUCUUAUUCUGAGGGAUUAUCAAAUCCACGGAUUGAACUGGAUGAUUCAUUCUUGGAGUAAGGACAAUUCUGUGAUUCUAGCCGACGAGAUGGGUCUUGGCAAAACGAUUCAGACAAUAUGCUUUCUGUAUUACCUCUUCCACACACAUCACUUGCAUGGGCCGUUUCUGUGUGUUGUUCCACUGUCUACGAUGACUUCUUGGCAGCGAGAGUUCACUCAGUGGGCUCCUGAGCUGAAUUUUGUCACUUAUCUUGGAGACUUGCAGUCACGUGAUACCAUUCGUCAAUAUGAAUGGUGCUAUGAGGGAUCAAAGAGACUGAAGUUUAAUGCCAUUUUGACAACCUAUGAAAUUGUUCUUAAGGAUAAAGCGUUUCUAGGUAGUUUGAGUUGGGCUGUUCUAUUAGUGGAUGAAGCACAUAGGCUCAAAAAUGAUGAUUCAUUACUGUAUAAGGCAUUGAUGGAAUUUGAUACUAAUCAUAGGCUACUGAUUACGGGUACUCCUCUUCAAAAUAGCCUCAAAGAAUUGUGGGCUCUUCUACAUUUCAUCAUGCCUCAAAAAUUUCACAACUGGGAGGAAUUCGAGAAGGAUCACGAUAACGCUGCUACUAAAGGUUAUGGCAAGCUACAUAAGCAACUUGAACCAUUCAUUUUAAGAAGGGUGAAGAAAGACGUAGAGAAAUCUCUUCCGGCAAAAGUAGAGCAAAUCUUAAGGGUAGAAAUGACCUCCAUUCAAAAACAAUAUUACAAAUGGAUUUUAACAAAGAAUUAUAAUGCUCUAAGAAGAGGAGUGAGAGGCUCUACAACUACUUUCUUAAACAUAGUCAUAGAAUUGAAAAAAUGUUGUAACCACGCGUUUUUAACAAAACCAACAGAAUACGAAAGUCAAACUUCCCAACAAGAUCAUCUGCAAAUGCUUCUACGAGGAUCAGGAAAGUUAGUCUUGCUGGACAAGCUGUUGAUAAGGCUCCGUGAAACUGGCCACAGAGUAUUGAUUUUCUCCCAGAUGGUUAGAAUGCUAGAUAUCCUAGCAGAAUAUUUACAGCUAAGACAUUUCCCAUUUCAAAGGCUAGAUGGUGGGAUUAAAGGAGAAUUGAGGCGACAAGCACUAGACCACUUCAAUGCCGAAAACUCGCAAGACUUUUGUUUCUUGCUCUCGACAAGAGCUGGUGGCUUAGGUAUCAAUCUUGCCACUGCAGAUACUGUGAUCAUUUUUGACUCUGACUGGAAUCCUCAAAAUGACCUCCAGGCACAAGCCAGAGCUCAUAGGAUCGGCCAGAAAAACCAAGUGAAUAUAUAUAGAUUAGUUACUGCAAGGUCUGUGGAAGAAGAGAUCGUAGAACGUGCCAAACAAAAAAUGGUUCUAGAUCAUCUUGUUAUACAGAGGAUGGAUACUACAGGUCGUACUGUUUUGGAUAAAAAGGGAUCUUCUAAUAAUACUCCUUUUAAUAAGGAAGAUUUUACUGCUAUUCUGAAAUUUGGUGCUGAAGAGUUAUUUAAGGAUGAAGAUGUUGACGAGGAACCUAACUGUGAUAUUGACGAAAUAUUGAGGAGAGCAGAAACUAGAGACGAUGGUCCCACAAUGACAGGCGAUGAACUUCUGUCAGCUUUCAAAGUGGCUAGUUUUGCAGCUUUUGAUGAGGACACUGAACCCUCACCAGUAAACAAUAUACCUGAUGAAGAAAGCAAAGAUUGGGAUGAAAUUAUACCAGAAAGGCUAAGAAAAAAGGUGGAAGAGGAAGAAAAGAAUAAAGAAAUGGAAGAUCUGUAUCUUCCUCCAAGAAGUAGGAAGACUUUGCAACAGAUCAAUCAGUCUGAGAGUGAUGGUGAAGGAAAAAGUAAAAGAGGCAAAGGUGAAAUAGAAACCGGGGCAUCUAGUGAUGCAGAUGAUUCUGAUGAUGAUAGGCCCAAGAAAAGAGGAAGGCCACCAGCUGGAAAUAGGGAGAAAAUCAAAAAUUUCACUGAUGCAGAGAUACGUCGGUUUAUCAAAAGCUACAAAAAAUUCAGCAACCCUCUAAAACGGCUGGAAGCCGUAGCUUGUGAUGCAGAACUGCAAGAAAAACCGUUACCUGAGCUGAAAAAAUUGGGCGAGUUAUUGCAUGAAAGAUGUAAGGCGUACAUGAACGAACAGUCCAAAGAAAAUACAGAGGCUAACAACGAAGAGGUAACAGGACGAAAAAGAAUUAGAGGUCCUUCUUUCAAGCUUGGUGGGGUAUCUGUAAAUGCAAAAACCAUGCUAGCUUGUGAGGAAGAGCUGGAACCUUUAGAUGAGGUCAUACCUGCAGAUGAUGAAGAAAGAAUGAAAUGGAGGUUUGACGCUAAAACAAAAUCUGCACAUUUUGAUGUUGAAUGGGGUACUGAGGAAGAUACGAAGUUGCUCAAAGGCAUAUACAUUUACGGCUUGGGUUCCUGGGAACAGAUCAAGCUCGAUCCAACACUGGCCAUUGGUGAUAAGAUCCUGUUAAAUGAAGAUAAAAAGCCUCAAUCUAAACAUCUACAAUCGAGAGCAGAAUACCUUCUAAGGGUUCUGAAAAAGCAGUUAGACAUGAAGAAAGGGAUCCAAAAACCUAAAAGACAACGUAAACUUAGAGAGAAUAAAGUCUUAACCAAAGAAAUAAUUGAAAAUGAUGAUAUUAGUUCUAAUGAUGAAUCCACCAAUCAGAGUAACUUAGCACAAGCUUCUGUUCUAUCUCCAAAAAAAGCACCCAAGGUAAAUAAAAAAGAAAAGGAAGAUAAGGAUGAUGAUGCUUCAAGACAUAGUUUGGACAAGAAAGAAAAGAAAAAGGAUAAAAAGAAAGGUAAUAAAGCAUCUGGGCCAAUGCAUUUUUCUACCAACGAACCUAUUGCAUUGGAGGUGCUUGGAGAUUUAGACCCAGCAAUAUUCAAUGAGUGCAAAGAAAAAAUGCGGCCUGUUAAAAAAGCUUUGAAAGCUUUAGACAAUCCUGAUCAAUCUUUGAGUGAGGCUGAACAAGUUCAACAUACAAGAAUAUGUCUUAUACAAAUUGGUGAACAAAUCAAUGUUUGUCUCAAUCAGUAUUCUGAUCCUGAAAAGGUCAAAGAAUGGAGAAGCAAUCUGUGGUACUUUGUCUCUAAAUUUACCGAAUACGACGCUAAGAAGUUGUAUAAAUUGUACAAAAAGGCCUGUAAGAAAGCUGAUAAGUCAGACAAGGAUGACGACACUACAAUGGAGCAAGAAAAGGCUUCUACAAGCAAACCGAAAAUUAAAAAGAACGAUAGCAAAAAAGGUGAAAGCAAAAAAAUGGAAGGCAAAAAAGGUGAAUCCAGGAAAACUGAAUCGAAAAGUGAAAUCAAAGAAAGUAAAGAACACUUGAAAAGAAAACAUGACAGUGAUACAGAGAAAGAUGUAAAGAAACGUCAAACUGAAAAGAAAGAUCGUGAUAAAAAUCCAGAGGAAAAGGAAAGGAAAAGACAAAGAGAUGAGACUAGUGAAGAUGAUACUGAUCAGAAAUUCAGUAGGCACAGAAAACCUGGAGGAUCUCAGAAACCUUUCAGGCAUGAGCCACCUGCUGACCACGAAAGGUGGCCGCCCCAGUCUAGAGACCGCGAGAGGUUUCCAGAACACAAACGGCCCUUUGACUUUCAACGAGGUCCGGGUUUCCAUAGGGAAAGAGAUUAUCCUAGGCUUGAUAAAAGGUAAGAUAUUUUUCAGGAGCACUUCUUACCUGUGUAACUUGGAUGCGUGGGAAUUGUCGAGUCAACCUACUUGACGCCAUUUUAUUUAAUGUAGCAUGGUAAAAAUGUGCUUCAUCUUUUCCGACGUCUUUCAAUGCUCUAGUUACUUUAGGGGUGUAAAUAAAAAAAAUUGUAUUAAUCUGUUUUUAAACUGAGCAGACCUCUCCUACAAUAAUAUCUUUUCUAUGUUUCUACAGGAUGUUACUGAAUAUUGUGAGGAAAAUCCAAAGGCAGAUCCAUCACGUGAAAAUCUGAAAAAAGUCUGGAUAUAUGUCCAUAGUUUAAACUUGUCUUUGAUAGUUUAUCUGGCAUUACUCGAAAACGGGUUGAGAAAUAUUUCAAUCGAUUUUAUUACAUUUAGAUGUAUUUGUAAGUGUAUUUUUUUUUAAAGAAAAAAAUCUGCCUCUUGGAGUUUUCCUUUCAGUCGCACCGUUUUCGAUAUAAUUGUUUUAUUAAAUUAUACGUCAAUUUGGAUAUCAUUAUUAAAAGAUAAUAAUUGUCACUUUUUACUUCCCAUGCUAACUGGCGAGGAAUAAUUGUAACCGUGAAGAAAUUCAAAUACAUCGCGAAAAAACAUUUCACUCGUUUCCAUGGGUAUGUCUGUACGCUAAUCCUUGGUCCCAUUAUAAUAUAACUUGGAAAGGACUGGUGUUAUAGUGUAUAAAUUUUGUAAAUGGUGGUUGAAGGGGUUUCAAUUUUGUAAAUGGCGGUUGUAAGGGUUUCAAUGAAAGACGCUCUAUUACUAUUACAAUCACUCCAAUAUUCACGGAUACACGUCUCGAGUUUCUCUCUCUGCUUCCCGUGCUGUGGCCACCUGAAGACGCCAGUAAAUUUACUUGCUUUGGCAGCAGGCAAGCGAUAGGCAUGUGUUUAUUUCAUCAUGACUUGGUGGAAAUUCCACUAGAAGCGUUAGGAAUAUUUAUCACAUGCAGUAGCAGUCUUGAAUAAUCUUUGUGUCAAGAAGGUCGACUCUAUAUCUCGCCGAUUUAUUUUGAAUCAUAGUUCAUAUGGUAGAUCUGCUAUCAUACAAUUGAUGGCAGUAUUGCGUGAAAAAUACAGUUAACCUACUUGGCGCAAUUCUUUUAACGUAUGGGAUGGAAAACUGCUAGAUGUACUUUUCAAGAAGAAUCAAUCUGUCACACAUACACACAUCUUUGCAACACCCAGUGACGUACAAAGACAGACGAGUUUUUUAUACAUAUACAGGGUGUUAGGGAAAUAAUAUUCGUAGCUUUAAGAGGAGAUUCCUUUCAUUAUUCUGAGUAAAAAAGUUUAUUAUAACUUAUGUCCGAAACGGAAAGGGUCUUCCACCUAGAUACAAAAAAAUUGCUGAGUCACCACUUUUUUGCAUAUACUCAAAAAACUACCAAGUAUUGAUCUAAGUGGUAUAAAUAACUGGUCAUGGUAUGGUGAAGUUUAGCGCCUUCGGUCUGAUCUGUAGGUGCUGAAUGUGGGCUAAAAUCCUGACAAGUCUAUGCAUAAUUCAAAAAUUGGUCUGAGUCAAUGUACUUGACGCUAUUUGUUUUAACUGCAGGUGCGAAGGCAAAGCGGACUGGAGAUAUCAAAGAGGGCGAGAUGCUCAAGCUCCUGCAAUGAGGCAACCCUUCUACGGGAACUUCCCCCCUACACCAUUAUACCCCCCUGAUCAGUAUCCCAGAGAUCGAUUUGGUGGCGAUUGGCGACCGCCUGACAGAGAAUACAGGGAUUAUAGACGUCAACAAUAAUUUUAUGUUUCCUGCGUGAUAAGGCAGUGUACACGUUUUAAAUGUACACUACGCUUUUAAGUUUUAUAGCCCAGGAAAUAGCGGCCAAGAUAGGCUAAAAUUGUUUAUGCUUUGUAGUAUCAAAGUGUUAAGUAUGAAAUUUUGACGUGGGAAGAUUUUGUGAUUGUUUAUGCUUUGUAGUAUCAAAGUGUUAAGUAUGAAAUUUUGAAGUGGGACGAGAUUGUUGUUGUUUCUUGCUGGGGCGAGAAAAAUACGUAAUUCGUUUGAUGCAUUUUUGAAUUUUUGUAUAUGUAAUUUCAGAUAUUUCCUGGUCUAUAAAAGAUGAAUCAAUAAGCCAUUUUGAAAAGUUAUUGAGAAUAUUUUUAGCUAUAAUUUAUUUACUAUUUUAAUUUUUCUCAAUAAUUUUCCAUUAUCUAUGCAUUUUUUGAUUACCAAAUGUUUUAUAAAUCGAUUAUACAUUUUUAUCUGGAUUGGAGGCUGUUCUACAGAAUUACAGGCCUACCAGACUUGUAAAUGUGGUGUACAUAAAUAUAGUAAAUAAAUAUGUUUUGAUAUUGAA